GCCAAUCCCCCGGCGGGGCGCAGUUGGCGCUGCCCGCCCCGGGGCGCCUGUCGCGCUGAGGCGGCCCGGGGCAGCCGCGUCCCGCCCGGCCCCGCUCCGCUCCAUGGCGGCGGCCAACGGGGCCCUGGCCGAGGGCGCGGCGGCGGGUUCCCGCGGCAGCGCGGCCGCCCCGUCGGGCAGGAGGGAGCUGAAGGUGGUGAUCGUGGGGGACGGCGGCUGCGGGAAGACGUCGCUGCUGAUGGUGUACGCCAAGGGCACCUUCCCCGAGCAAUACGCGCCGUCCGUCUUCGAGAAGUAUACUACCAGCGUGACGGUGGGCAAGAAGGAGGUCACCCUGACCCUGUACGACACGGCAGGGCAGGAGGAUUACGAUCGGCUACGACCGCUUUCUUACCAGAACACAAACGUCGUGUUAAUUUGUUACGAUGUCAUGAACCCCACUAGCUAUGAUAAUGUAGCAGCUAAGUGGUAUCCUGAAGUGAAUCACUUCUGCCGAGGUGUCCCGCUUGUACUGAUCGGCUGCAAGACAGACCUUAGGAAAGACAAAGAACAGCUGCGCAAGCUCAGGGCUUCUAAGCAGGAACCCAUUACUUACAACCAGGGGGAAGCAGUUUGUCAGCAGAUCAAUGCAGAAAUUUAUCUGGAGUGCUCAGCAAAAUGUCGUGAAAACAUAGAAAAUGUUUUUAAAGAAGCAACAAUCAUUGCACUGAAUGCCAUGAAAAAAGCCAAGCGCCAAAAGAAACGGACAGUGUGCUCAGUGUUAUGAUCUGGACUGCAAGAGAGCAUCGACUGCACAACAGCCAAGCAAUCCAGAUUUUUAAAACCAGCUUAACUUCAAAGACGCUUUUUUCAUUAUGUUUGCAUUCCCAGAACAAUGUUUAUUUUAAAAUGUAUUUUUUAAUAUUUUUUGCACUUUCAUUGCACUGCCCUCAUAAAAUUUUCAAAGCUCUUUAUCAAGGUUAACUGAUGCUCAUGCCUUUGUCCAUCUGGCUUUGGCUCCUAACUGCAAAUGACCAGCAGUCAGGUCUUGGACUCUAUUUAAAUUGCAAUGAACAGCAGCUGCCACUAUA
Falco peregrinus (peregrine falcon) is the source of this 1070-nucleotide messenger RNA. It is a transcript of the gene RHOF, whose product is annotated as ras homolog family member F, filopodia associated. The coding region runs from base 104 to 766 and encodes 220 amino acids. Lineage: Eukaryota; Metazoa; Chordata; Aves; Falconiformes; Falconidae. The record is from RefSeq and is a predicted model, not a curated record. The transcript has 5 exons. Gene Ontology annotation, molecular function: GTPase activity; GTP binding. Gene Ontology annotation, biological process: cell migration; small GTPase-mediated signal transduction.